GGAACAUGGUCUAGGGGAUGGGGAUAAAUACCCUGGGUUCUGUCGCUGAUUCCUUUUAUUUUUAUUUAGCUUCUAUUGUUUACCAUUGUUGAAAGGUGAACUCAAUCGAACAUUGGAUAUUGUCAGGAUGAGACCUAUUACGCUCCUUUCCCUUGCUUCUCUCGCUUAUGCGGAGAACCUCAUCCCCACCACUUGUUUCGACUCCUACACUUCCCUGGAAGAGUACUUCUCCUACCUCUACCCAUGGGGUAGCGACCAUAACGGCUCAGCCCGUAUGGUCGGCAACUCCACCGACCACGAUUACGUCUCCGUCGAGUCUGGCACGCUGACGCUGGUCGCAAAGCCGACCUCGGGCCAGCCGGCAACCAGUGGCGGCCAGGAGAUCAACUAUCUCUCUGGCGCAGUGCAUUCCAAGAACACGUUUACUGUUGAAGCGGGCUCUGGCUUCGACAUCGAGGCUGAGUUCCAGGCGACUACUGAUAAGGGAACUUGGCCAGCUUUCUGGUUGAAUAGUGCGGAGAGCUGGCCGCCCGAGAUUGAUAUGGCCGAGUGGAAGGGAACGGGGCAAAUUACCUUCAAUGUCUUCAAUACCUCUUCCGAAGUCAUGAACCACAACACGGACUACCCGUCUCCUAGUGACUUUCACAAGGUUAAAACCCAGGUCCGUGCCGAGAACGACGCCGAUAUCAUGGUUAAGUACUUCCUCGAUGAUGUAGAGGUUACGACUCAAUACGGGGCCGACUAUGUCGGGAAGCCUUUGUAUCUGAUUAUCAAUUUGCAGAUGGAGGGAUCAUCCGGAUCCCCUGGACCUAGCACUGACACCUACUACCGUGUGAAGAACCUAUCCUUUGAUCAGAUCUAGAGGUGGCUUAGAUCUAGGAAGGACAUCGGAGAAUAGCUGGUAGACAGGAGGCCUUAAGGACGAUCGCAGUGGAAAUUAGCGGUCGCACAACGUUGUAGGAGCUCGAGGAUCUAUCGUCAUAUCAGUAGACUUUAAGGAGAAUUUAGCCCUUUACAAAUUGACUUUUCUUUAGAUGA
Molecule: messenger RNA, 1038 nt
Organism: Aspergillus caelatus
Lineage: Eukaryota; Fungi; Ascomycota; Eurotiomycetes; Eurotiales; Aspergillaceae
Product: glycoside hydrolase family 16 protein
Exons: 5
Coding region: 128-862 (244 amino acids)
Biological process (GO): glucan catabolic process
Molecular function (GO): hydrolase activity, hydrolyzing O-glycosyl compounds
Source: RefSeq, a predicted model, not a curated record